GAUAAAAGAAAUAACUGCUUUUCUCUCCGACCAAGUGAUAUAAGUGACAAAAAUUCAUAACUAAGUUGUAUGCAUCUACAUGUACUUGGAUAUUUUUGGCGGUAUUCAUGAAAACGUUGUCCAAUAAUGAUGUUGCUUAAUAAGUAUCAUUCUUCAUACAAUGGAAGACUUUGAUAUUUAUUCUGACCUUCCAAAUAUACGCAUAGAGGAUACAGCAGCUGAUGAAACAAAAGCUGCCGAAAAAAGGGCAGAGUUGGAGGGAAGAAUUUUCAAUCUGCUGGAAACGGUCAAAAACCUUGAAAGUGAGAAAUUCCAGUUGGAAAAAAAUUUAUCAUCGUUGAUGAAAACAGCUAGAGAAGAAAUUGGCAGAAAAGAUCGUACUAUAUCUGAUUUAAGGGAAAAGGUUAAUAACUUAACAUUUAGAAGAAACCAUCGUAAUCAUGAAAAUCCAAAAUAUUCAUAUCAUAAUCGAUUUACACCAGAUGUGACAAAUUCACAAAGCUAUCAAAAAUCAUUUGAUACAGAAAAUCAGCAUCUACCACCAGAUUAUCCAAACCAUCACCAAUUAGAUAAAAAAAAUGUAUUACUGCAACAACCAUCGAUUGAUUUGCUGAGUAAUAACAAUUUUCGUGCUUCAACCACUGACAUAAAACCGAAAAAGGAAUUGUGUAAUAGUGAUGAUGAGUCAGAUGGCGAAUACAUAAAUAAAUCUAGUUAUAGAAGUACUGUUUAUGGUGAACGGCUGCGUAAAAAACUUGCUGAAGAAGCAAAGAAUGACAGAAAAAAAAAAGAAGAGGCAGAAAGUAUUAAGACAAAAUAUGAAGCUAACAUUAAAACAAAGAAUUUUGAUAAACAAGAAAUUGAAAGUGUGAAGAAUGAAGGGGCAACAGAAAUGAAUAAACAAAAAAUACAAGAAAAUCACAGCACAAAGCAGGAAGCAAGAAAUGAUGACAAAGAAGAAAGGCAAAUCAAAGGAGAGAAAGCUGAAACGAAAAGAAGUAUAAAGAAGGAAGUGAAGUUAAAUACAAAAACUGAUUUUGUUGGCAAUGUCAACAAUGUUAUAGAAAAUGUCGAAAGAGAAGUUUCCAGCAAUCUUAAAAAUAUCGAAAUUAAGAACAACGAUUUUUGUAGUAACAAAACUUUAGACAAAAAAGUCGAGUAUCAUGAGUCAAGAGCCCACCGAGACUCUUACCGACGACGAGAUUAUCAUGCUAGCCACCGUCAAUACCACCAUUAUAAUUCAGAACAAAAUAGUAAAUACGACAAAUUCAAAAAUUCUCAGUAUGAGAAAUCUCGAUAUUCAAAAAAUUUUGAUCACCAUAGGCCACGAAAUAGAGAAAAAAGUAAGAGUCCUUAUAGAACAAAAGAACGAUCCCGCCAUCAUAGGUCACGGCACAGAGACAGGAGUAACAGUACAGGUAGAAAUAGAAGCUUACGCUGUCAAGGAACACAAUACAAAGAAAGGAGUAUCAGCUGCGACAAAGUCACAUUAGGCUUGACACACGGUAGAUUGCCUAGUAAAGAAAGAAGUAACAGUUCAGACCGAAAUAAAGAAAACUAUUACGAUCAAAAAUCACACAGUUAUAACUAUAAAAAAGAAAGUAGAACUUUUGAUGGGUGCAGAGAAAAUUUGACGAGAAAUCACGAGCUACUGAAGAAAUCUCUUUCACCUCACGAAUUCAAGCCUCACAGCAAAGCUCAAGAAUAUGACAGUUUGGAAAAGCAAAAUAAUCUUGUCAAAAACUCAGAAAAAUAUAAAAUUCCGAAGGUAAAGCACCAAUCAAUUGCUGAAGACAAGACGAUAGAGCAAAACAAAAAAAGAAAAAGAAAUACUGUUGACGUUGUCGAUGAUAUAUUAGAAUUAAAAGAAGAAUUGAAAAUUCUUCCUGAAAAAAGGCAAAAAACACUUGAGAAUGGUGUAUUUAAAGAUAGUACAGAUUGUGCAAGCAGCAAAGACAAUGCAAACAGAUUAGAACCUAAUGACAAUAAGUUUCAAAAAAAAGAACAAAAGUCAAGUGAUACAGUUAAUGAAGUAACAAAUAACAUAAAUUUAACGGACCAAAAAGAAAAAGACAUAAAAAAGAUAACGGAAGUUCUUAUUAAUCAAAAUAGUGAUGAACUGGAAGAAGGAGAAAUAGAUGAUUCUUUAGAUUCUUUACCACAGCCCGAGUCUGCAGAUAAUAUAAACGUAAACUACAAAAUUAGUAGUAUAAAAUCUAUAGAAAGUAUUAUUACUGGCAACAUUGUUAAAAAUGACAUUGCUCUCGAAAAGCAUGAUGUUAUUUGCAAGAAAACAUCCAAAAAUAAUUUAAAAAACACCAUAGACAAUGUAGUAAAAAUUCAAGAUAAUACAAAGAAUGUUGAUCAACAGAUUUUCCCAUAUCCAAAAUGCGUGAAAAAAAGUGAAAAAAUUAUAAACGAUGUACUGGAAUCUGUACGUUCUAACAGUGAAAUAAACAAUUUAUCCAAUCAAUCCAAUGUUAAUCUUCAUCAAAACAUUGGCAAUAACGUGGAAGUUGAUGUACAUUUGGCAAAACACACAAAAAAUAUUAAAAAUAGUUUGUCGAGUGAGAAAGCUGAUCUUGAUAGUGAAAAAGGUGCUUUACCAUCAAAAAUAGAAAACAAUGCUUCAUCUUGUGAAUUUAAUCAUUAUCAUUGUAAAAAUCUCAAAACCGCCAUUGAAGAAGAAAUCAUCAGCAGACGGGAUAAUAUUCUGCAAAUCAAUCCAGAAAAUAUUUUAAAAAGUACAUCUCCAUGUGGCAUAACUGAAAGCUUGAAAUUAGAAAAUGAAAAAGCAUGUCCAAAGUUAGUACAUUUGGUUGAUGAUAAUAAAAAAGAUACUAAACUAUCAUCAAAACACCUUAAACUCCAAGUUUUCUAUGGGAAGGCAAAAGAAAAACAAAGCAAAGAACAAACUAUCAAAAAGACAAAAGAUGGAAAGUUAGAAAUAAUUUAUUCAAAGCCUGUAAAAGUGGACACUAUUGUAAAAAAUAAAAAAGUGAAAAAAGUGGUAAACAUAAAGCAUGAUCAAAAGUCUCCAAAAAAAUAUGUUGAUACUAAAGAUGAUUGUGUUGUAGUUGUGAAGAAAAAAAUUAUCAAGAAAGAUUUAAAACAAGGAAAAACUACAGAAUCAAAACAAUCGGAAUCCGUAGACAAUAACUGUGCAGUAAAACAAAGUCUUACAAAGAUUUCUUCUGAAAAAGGAAAUGACAAAGAAAUGUUACUCCUACCAGUCAAAAUUGAAGCUGAUGGUAAAAUAAACAUGGAAAAAUGUGUAAAAAAGGUAUCCAAGAAAGUUAAAGGUACGGGAGCAAAAGUGGAACGAAUCAAAUCUAAGGUAAAUGAAGAUAAAGAAAAAGAACAAUUUGUGGAAAAAACUUUAAAACAUAAGGAAUAUCAAGAAUCACUAGAAAACUGUUCUAAAAUUAAAGAUGACCAUGCCAAAGACAACAAAAAAAAUGUAGAAAAAAACUCAAACCUCAAGAGAGAUUUAGAAAUAAAUCCAAUUGAGUUUAUAGAUCCUUGUAGUAUUGCAGUUGAAGAAAAAGGUUUUGAAAAUAGAAAAGAUACAGAAUCACUACCAGAUCCUACUAAUCUUGAAAAUUUAAAAAACAAAAAAGUUAUUAAAAAAGUUGUGAAGAAGGUUCUCCAAAAAGAAAAAUAUACAGGCUGUAAAGAACAACAAAAAAAACUUGAAAUUGAUGAAAUCGAAGAAAAUAACAUAGUGCCAAAAACUCUAGAAGACAUGAAGCAGAAUUCGGAAUCACCAGAAAAGCGUACGAAAAUUGAAGAUAAUUACACAAAAACAAAUGAAAAAAUUGUAAUGGAAAUAUCAAAGAUAGGGAAAAACAUAGAAUUAAAAACAAAGCAAAUUGAACUGGCCAAUAUUGGCCCUAAAACAAAAGAAAAAGUUUCUAAAAAAGUAAAAAUAUUACAACAAAACCAAGUUGAACUAAAAGCUGAUGCUAGUAAUACGAAACGAAAAAUUUUGAUCAAAACACCUGUAAAAAAGAAAAUCACGCAACUGGAAGAUGAUCGAAACGGCUGUAAAAUUAAUGAUACGAGUGUGGAAAAUAUAAGUCAAACCUCGAAUGAUAUUAUAUUGCUGGUUAAACGAACCAAAAUGAAAAAUGACCGCAGUAACAUGAAAGAUAAGAAUUCAAAUCAAGUACUGAUGAGUAAGAAAGAUCUAGAAUUGGAAAUAAAUCAAACUAAUUUUAAAGUUGAUAUUUCUAAUACAAAAGAAGAAUUUGUAGAAUCUGUUUGUAAUCAGGAAAAUGGCAUUGAUUCCACCAUUGAAAAAAAUAUUUCAAGGAAAUUACCAUUAAAACCGUUCAUUGAUUCAGAAGUGUCCGAAGCAGAAACUUCAAAAAUUACCUCAAAUAAAAAAAAGCCAGUGUUGAAUCGAUUGCCAAAAAAUGCUAAGAAUGUUAUUGUGUUUAAGCGUCGCAGAAGGCCAGUGCAAUUGUCUGACAGUCCACCAACUAUUGUCGUUGACGAAAGUGGUAAAAAACUAAUGUAGUUCACUAGU
This is a messenger RNA of Copidosoma floridanum, 4531 nucleotides long. RefSeq names its product FLICE-associated huge protein (gene FLASH). NCBI's taxonomy places the organism in Eukaryota, Metazoa, Arthropoda, Insecta, Hymenoptera, Encyrtidae. The record is from RefSeq and is a predicted model, not a curated record.